AUGGAAUCCAAUGACCAUAUUCUCCUUGAUUGUCCCUUUGCUAGAGCCACUUGGUUCAGUAGUUCCCUCUCUUUCAUUGUCCCCACUUAUGGAACUCCAAAAGUUUUUGAAUGGUUGAUGAGUUGGGACCAACGUAUUGCUCAAGAUAAGAAGAAGGUUGUUGAAAUGCUAAGUUUAUCCUCAUUUAUUUGUUGGUUCUUGUGGAUAUCUAGGGACGAUAUGGUCUUUAACCGAAGAACUUGGUCUCCAAUUGAAGUUAGCCAGAUUGAUCAAUGUGCUUUUCAAGAAUUUUGGGACCCAAACUUUCUGUCGAGCAACCAGAAUUCUCACCCGUCACGUAGGGACAAUGGGAAUCUUAAAUGGUUUCCCCCUCGUAACAAUAUUAUUAAAGUAAACUGUGAUGCUGCAUGGCUUGUUGACUCAUCUGGGGGAGGAUUGGGAUUUAUUGGCCGAGACGGUUUGGGGACUCUCCUCUUUUCUGUCUCUGAAGUUGUGGAUGUAGUUGAUGUUUUUACAGCAGAAGCGUUGGCUAUUAGAGUGGGUUUGGUGCAAACCAAUUCUCUCUUGAAGAUUCAGAUUGAGUCUAAUUACAAAGAAGUGAUCUCUCAUAUAUCUUAA
Molecule: messenger RNA, 618 nt
Organism: Macadamia integrifolia
Lineage: Eukaryota; Viridiplantae; Streptophyta; Magnoliopsida; Proteales; Proteaceae
Exons: 1
Coding region: 1-618 (205 amino acids)
Molecular function (GO): nucleic acid binding; RNA-DNA hybrid ribonuclease activity
Source: RefSeq, a predicted model, not a curated record